Molecule: messenger RNA, 2519 nt
Organism: Hypoxylon fragiforme
Lineage: Eukaryota; Fungi; Ascomycota; Sordariomycetes; Xylariales; Hypoxylaceae
Product: PLP-dependent transferase
Exons: 4
Coding region: 200-1993 (597 amino acids)
Biological process (GO): aromatic amino acid catabolic process; L-tyrosine biosynthetic process
Molecular function (GO): aromatic-amino-acid:2-oxoglutarate transaminase activity; L-2-aminoadipate:2-oxoglutarate transaminase activity; pyridoxal phosphate binding
Source: RefSeq, a predicted model, not a curated record
UCGCACCGAAGCCCGUGACGCAACAAGUCAAACAAAGGAGAGUUGGGAAAGGGCGAACAAUGCCUGCCUUGCCUGCCUUGCGUACCUAAUAAAUAUUCAAAUAGGGUAAUAAUUUAUAAUUUAUAAUUUCAUCUCCAUUUUAAAAGAUUCCCACUCUACCUAAUAUACGGAGUACCUAGUGAGGGUACCUAUAUAAUCAAUGAUUAGACUUCACCGAGUAACAAGGAGGAAGCUUAAUUUCUCGCUCUCCUCCUCUCCAUCAUCUCCAUCAUCUCCAUCAUCUACCAAUCCGGGAAGGCGUCUACUCAUCAUGUCACUUACAUCUACAACCACCCCUUCCACAAACCAUUCCUUCUCGACAAGUCCCCCGAGUCUUCAAUCCUCCAACGCCGAAAAUGUCAAGCUCGCGGAGCAAGAUGCGGUGAUCGGCAAGCAAGCCCCCGAGUCGUUAACUGUCAAUGGCAUCAAAGCUCGGAGAGAGAAGGCGGGCAAGCUAGUGGCCGGCACGGCGGCUUAUUCGGAUAGUGAUAUGUUUAAAUCACCGCAAGCAUAUGAUAAGCCUAAAGCAAGACGAUGGGAUCAUCUCCUCAGCCAGGAGUCCCUCUUACGGAAACCCUGUGCACUAAAACAAGCAGCCAAGCACCUCAAGAAGCCCGGCCUCAUCUCCCUGGGCGGCGGACUACCUUCGGCCUCCAAUUUCCCCAUCGACUCGAUCAGCAUGCAUGUCCCCACACCGCCACACUUCACCGAGGCCGAGACGGCGACAACGGGUCAGGAUGUCAAGGUAGGGAAGUAUGACGCCGCGAAGAACGAGAACGGCGGUGUCUUCGACCUAUCCAUCGCCAUGAACUACGGGCAGUCUGUCGGCUCGGCCCAGCUGCUGCGCUGGGUCACCGAGCAUACCGAGCUCAUCAACAACCCACCAUACGCUGACUGGCGGUGUUCAUUGACCAUUGGUAGCACGGGGGCUCUGGAGCAGGCGCUGCGGAUGUUUUGCGAUCGCACCCGGAACGAUGCAAUACUUACAGAAGAAUACAGCUUCUCAACCGCUCUCGAGACAGCAGCGCCCCUGGGAAUUAAGGUGUUUGGUGUGCGCAUGGACGGGGAGGGCUUGCUGGCUGAGAGUUUGGACGAGAUCCUAUCGACGUGGGACGAGAGUGCUCGAGACGGCGCGCGGAAACCAUCCGUCUUAUACACGGUACCUUCCGGGCAGAACCCCACGGGUGCAACGCAGAGCUUGCAGCGGAGGAAAGAUAUCUACAAAGUUUGCCAGAAGCAUGACAUCUUCAUUCUCGAAGAUGAGCCAUACUACUUCCUGCAAAUGUUACCAUACACCGGUCCCGACUCGCCCGCUGUGCCGCCGCCAGCCACCAUUGAAGAGUUCCUCUCCGGGCUAGUGCCCAGCCUUCUAAGCAUGGAUGUGGACGGGCGGGUGAUGCGUAUGGACUCGUUCAGUAAAGUAGUUGUGCCGGGUUCGCGAGUGGGCUGGAUCACAGCGAGCGAGCAGGUCGUCGAGCGGUACAUCCGACACGCCGAGGUCUGCAGCCAGGGACCCGGCGGCAUCUCCCAGAUACUCAUGUACAAGCUCGUCGACGAGACGUGGGGCCACGAAGGCUACAUGAGGUGGCUGAUGCACCUACGCCUCGAGUAUACGCGGCGGCGUGACGCCAUUCUCGCUGCGUGCGAGAAGUACCUGCCGCGGGACAUAGUGAGCUGGGUUCCUCCCGCCGCGGGCAUGUUUCUUUGGUUGAAAGUAGAUCACACGCAACACCCCUCGACCAAGUCUAUCCUCGAGCUAGAGAGCGAUAUAUUUGACCGCGGCAUCGAAAAGGGCGUCCUUGCCAUCCGUGGCUCUUGGUUCUGCGCUGAGCAGGAAAAACCUCCUAGCGGCCUCUUCUUCCGCACCACCUACGCCGCCGCCUCCGAAGAUGACAUGGCUCAUGCCAUCGAGCGCUUCGGUGCCGCUGUCCGCGAGAGCUUUGGGCGGCCAUAGUCUGGUUUUUUUUUCCUUUUUUUUUUUUGCAAGGGCUUAAGCGAGCUUGUCCUUGUUGAACUAAGGAGAAAAUUGCAUGGUUUUGUUUUGCCCUGGCAUACCUCGGCACCUACUUAGCAAAUAGGUAGGUACUUGUCUACCCAUUUAUUCUGGCAUUUUUAAAAAGGACUGCAUUGCAUCAAUUUUUUCAUGAAGGAUAUCAUCAACUUUGUUUAACUAGAUACCUACUUGGGGAAACAGCCCCCCCUCCCCCCCGUUGAGGUCCAGUCAGGCGUUUGUAUUUGGCAUCUAGGUACCUGGCUAUUUUUGGUGUUCACAUACGAUAUGGCAGGCAUACAACAUGUGCCUAAAUUGCCCAGGCAAAUGAAUGAAUAAGAGAGAUCAGAUCACAAUAGCAGUGGAAGAAUAGCAAAUACCAAACAAAAAAAAACAAAAAACAAAAAAUCGAACAAAGUCUACGAAAUAAGCUGGCUGUUAUGAAUGCUAGAAGAUCACUUCGUUGGCUAGUAGCAAACGUUCGCGUACU